AUGCUAUCUCCCUCCAUCUCGCCCUUGCUUGCCGCCUUGCCCCUGGCGCACGCGUUGCAGAUACCGCUCAGGGCCCACGAACGCACUCCAAGCACUUGUCCGGAUUACACAAAAUAUUCCCAGAAACCCCAUGAGCCGCUUUCCUCCGGUCCGCUGGCCCUGCCCUUUAUGCGGCCGGCGCCCGAGUGUCGGACGUUUACCAGUCCUGCCGUCGAGCGAGUCAUUGGGGACAUGAAGCAACGAAUUCGCGACCCCGACCUCGCCCGCCUGUUCGAAAACACCUUUCCUUCGACGCUCGACACGACCGUCAAGUACUUUGACCCCACCGCCAACUUGGCCUUUAUCGUCACGGGUUGGAUCCGCGACACGGGAAACCAGUUUGCCCACCUCGUCAACCUGUUGCCGCAGGACGAAAAUCUCCAGGCACUCGUCAAGGCCGUCAUCAACACCGAGGCGAGAUAUCUGUCACAAUUUCCCUACUGCGGGGCCUUUCAGCCGCCGCCAGAAAGCGGACUUGCGCCUUCGUUCAACGACUGGGCCGCCGGAGUCACCGUAAAUCCUCCCGUCGAUGACAAGCUCGUGUUCGAGUGCAAGUAUGAACUCGACUCGUUGGCGAGCUUUCUCAAGCUUUCGAGGUCGUACUAUGACAGCACCGAGGAUGCAUCCUUCAUCAACGACAAUUGGCUCGCCGCCGUGAAGCAAACGCUCCGCGUUAUUGUAGAGCAGUCUCAGAGCUCCGAGGUCGAAGGAGAGUCCGUAAGCUACUAUAAUUGGACGGGAUCGCUGGGAUCGCUGGCACCCCGUAUUCCGAACAAGGGCAACGGAAAACCCGUCAAGGCGAAUGGGCUCGUCGCCUCUCACCAUAGGCCCUCGGAUGACCCAUGCUUCUACAAAUUCAUCACGUCCGUCAACGCCAUGAUGGCCGUGGAACUCGAUCACAUUGCACGCAUUCUCGAGCAGGAAGCAAAACAUCUCGACCACCUAUCGCGGGAAGCUCGCCGGUACUCGACCCUCAUUCGAGAUGCCAUCUGGGACCACACAAUGGUGGAGGGAGACAUAUUCGCCUACGAGACCGAUGGCUUCGGCAACCAGUACAUCAUAGACGACGCCAAUGUGCCUAGCCUCCUCUCCCUGCCAUAUCUCGGCUUCCUUGAUCGAAACGACCCGACGUACAAGAGGACGAAAGCAAAGAUGUGGUCGAACGAGAACCCGUUUUACGCCGAAGGGAAGCAAUUUAGCGGAGUUGGGGGCCCGCACGUCAGUCCGGACAGUCCAUGGCCCAUGUCGCACAUCUCUGCCAUCUUUGGUACGGACGACGACGACGAGAUCAAGGAGCGGCUCGCCAUGAUACUGGAAAAUACCUCGGGCUUGGGGCUCAUUCACGAAAGCCUCUCCGUCCACAGCUCAAGCGCCUACACCCGACCCUGGUUCGCCUGGGCAAACAGCUACUUUGCCGAGAUGAUUCUCGACCUAGCCGAAAGGAAGCCUCAACUCAUCUUCGACGACGAUACCCCUUAUAGCAUCAACCAGGACGGCACCCGCAUCGACGACGUGAUUGAAAUGUAG
This is a messenger RNA of Drechmeria coniospora, 1566 nucleotides long. RefSeq names its product DUF1237 domain protein. The transcript is spliced from 10 exons. Bases 1 to 1566 code for a protein of 521 amino acids. The record is from RefSeq and is a predicted model, not a curated record. Gene Ontology annotation, biological process: carbohydrate metabolic process. NCBI's taxonomy places the organism in Eukaryota, Fungi, Ascomycota, Sordariomycetes, Hypocreales, Ophiocordycipitaceae.